CAGAAGCUCUGCUGCAGAACACACCUCAUCUCCUCUUUAGCUACAGGGAGAGAAAGAGAGAGAGAGAGAGAGAGAGAGAGAUUCAGUCGGUGCCAAUUUUCUCUUCAGCUCCAGUGACAGAGAGGGAGAGCUGGGGAAGUGAUAUUUCAGGAAUUUUAAGAGAUCCUCAGACGUGUUAUUGCACAUUAAUCAUCUGCAAAAAAUACUGACAACAAAUGAAGAAGGCAAGAAAUGAAAGAGAGAGAAGUAGUCGGCCCUUCUGCUGCGCAGUUCUGCCUUCAUGAAUCUGCAUAAUACACCCUUGAAACCUCCAUGUGACCUUGUUAAAGCAUCUAUGAACAGUGAGCUGCCACACCACAAAGCAUGAGUUCUUCAGCUUUGGCUCUGACAUGAGACUGAUGGAGUGAAAACAAAGGCCAUCAUCGAGCAGCAGCCAGUGUUCACAUCCAGUUCAAAGUUACUCAUAAAACACUCUGUAUGUGCAGUACACAGGAAAGAUUCACCACUCAAACUAAAAUGCAAGCAGGUUUUGAUACUUAAAAUUUUAGGAAUGAUGAAAACAAACCACCUGGACUUCACAUCACAUGACUUCGUUUAAGUCUUUUUGAGAUUUCCGCACCUUGUCUUAAGCAGCUCCAGUGACCUGUGAGGAUUAUGAGGCCAACUUCAGUGCUUCUCCAUUCCCAGUAUCUCUUGUGUGUGUUUGUCUGUGUUUGUGUGCCUCUUGUGGUGGGGUCGCUUCCUCACUCGCUACCAUGGCACGUCUCCUGCCCGGUGCGCUGUGUUUGUCAGAUAAAGCCAUGGUUCUCCUCUGAUUCUGUGUACCAUGAAGCUCCCACUGUGGACUGCAAUGACCUGCUGUUAACCAAGCUUCCCUCGCCCAUACCACUAAACACACACACCCUGCGUCUGCAGAGUAACCUCCUGUCAGAUCUGGACACAACAGCGCUACACCGACUCCCCAACCUCACUGAUCUUGACCUUUCACAGAAUCGUUUCAGUCGUGUUAGGGCAAUAACUCAGAGCUCCCCCCUGCCUUCUCUGCUGUCCUUGCACCUGGAGGAAAAUCAUCUCAGUCACCUCCCAGAGGCCUCCUUCUCCUCACUGCUGGCUUUACAGGAACUCUUUCUCAGUCACAACAAUUUACACUCAAUAGCACCUGGGGCUUUCACCGGCCUGGACUCCCUGCUGCGUUUGCAUAUCAACAACAACAGGCUUACCACUGUAGAUCCUCGGUGGUUCAGCACUUUGCCACGCUUAGAAGUUCUUAUGCUUGGGGGAAACCCUGUAGAGGCCUUGCCUGAGCGGGGUUUCCUAGCCUUAAAAUCUUUGCGGAGUCUUGUCCUUGGUGGCAUGGGUUUGAGAGGAUUGGCUGAAAAUGCACUGGAGGGGUUGCAGGACCUGGAGAGCCUUUCCUUCUAUGACAACCAACUCACUAAGGUCCCCACUCAGGCCCUGCGUAGAGUGCCAGGACUGAAAUUCCUUGAUCUCAACAAGAACCGCAUCAAACUGAUCCAAACCGGAGACUUCAGAGAUAUGGUCCACCUAAAGGAGCUGGGCCUGAACAACAUGGAUGAGUUGGUGUCCAUAGAGAGAGCUGCACUGGAGAAUCUCCCAGAACUCACCAAGCUGGAGAUCACCAACAACCCCCGUCUGUCCUACAUACAUCCACAAGCAUUUCUCCAGUUGAGCAGACUGGAGAGUCUAAUGCUUAACUCCAACUCGCUCAGUGCUCUGCACCAACAUAUCAUGCUCUCUCUGCCAAAUCUGCAGGAGGUAAGCUUGCAUUCCAACCCACUCCGUUGUGACUGCCUCUUUCACUGGGCAGCAGAGGAGUCCCAUCACCCCCACAUUGACAAAGAUGCACAAGCAGAUUCGCAGUCUGUUCGGGUGGUUCGUUUUAUUCAACCCCAGGCUACGCUGUGCUCUGAACCCCCAGAACUGAGAGCUCGCAGGGUGAGAGAGGUAUCCUCCAGGGAGAUGUCAGCAUCCUGCCUCCCCAUGAUCCCCACCAACUCCCUCCCCUCCUAUGUAGGUGUGAGAGAAGGUAGCAAACUAGUUUUGCACUGCAGAGCUCUUGCAGAUCCACAGCCUGAACUUUACUGGGUGAUCCCCUCUGGGCUGCGACUGGGUCCUGCACCAAGGAAUGCAUCCAGUUCACGUGCACCUUGUCGCAGUUUGAAAGGAUUCAAUCACACAUCCACCUCAAGCAUCCCUCACAGCCAGAAUAAAGGCAAUACACCUUGCAACCCUUCUAAACACUACCAACUAUUGCCUGAGGGAACUCUAGAGAUCAGCAAAGUCACCUCCAGCGAGGCAGGGUUGUAUACAUGUAUCGCUGAGAAUGCCCUCGGCGCAGAUACACGCAGCGUCACUGUGGGUGUGCAUGGUAGAGAAAAGAAACGAAAGAAAGCAACGGAAGCCAGUCUGAAAGGAUAUCCAUUAUUCAGAGCAGACGCGAGGUUGGAGUUGAGGGAAGUUGGAGAGCAUUACGCUAUCCUGUCCUGGCAGACCGGGCGCAACCUCCCCUCAACUCGCCUGUCUUGGCAAGCCAUAUAUUCCAGCGCUCACACACCGACCUACACCACACGCAUCCUGGCUGGGACGCAGAGCUUCAACCUAACCCACUUGCAAGCAGAGACGUUUUACAGAGUGUGUCUACAUUUAGGGAUUAGUGAGGGCACCAAGCAUAUCAGCAGGAGAUCAAGAGAGAGCAGGAAGCCUCGAUGUGUUUCAUUUCAGACAAAGGAAGCACCUGAGCCACAGUCCAGCCUGCAGCUAAGCCCAGAGCUGACCUCCACAGUAUUCGCAUAUAUGCUUUUUGCAGUCAUUAUGCUUGUGCUGACCGUCUACUGUGACCCCGAGAAGGAUCCAGGAAAGCACCACACCACCCUGCUCCAGGAAGUCAAAAGUAACAAAGCUCUGACCAUCAAUGAAAAGACUGAGGGGAGCAAUGAGAGCCAGUCAAAGCAGAAAGACAAACUGCUCUUAUAUCAGAACUGCUGAGAUUGUGUUUGCACACAUGCAUACAGGAAUUCCAGAUGCACACACACACACACACACACACACACACACAUACAUAAACAUACAAAAUGUCAAAAAUACAGUCUGUGAAUUACAACUAGAAAAGAGGAGUCUUAGAUCAGACCAUUGGUGUAGAAAGAGAUUUGUAUUUAUUUUAUAUACCAUAUAAAGUAUAUAUUGUUUCUGUGUUAAGAUGUAUUGUUAAGAAUGCCUAAACCCUAAGCAGGGAAAUAAAAAUGGACAAUCAAACUCCUGCAGCAGAGCGAGUGACCACAGGAGAAACAAAUGAGUCUGAGCUGCAGAUGACUCACUGAACUGAAACUGAAGAAAACCUGAUUUAAUCAAAGGACAGAUAUUUACAGAGGACAGCAGCUCAGACCUCCAGGGUAUUUGUCAUGUUUCCUGUCUGUAUGUUUCCACAGGUCGGACCACACUUUAUCCAGCCAGAUGAAAUUCUGUGUUGAGACUGAUACUGAAUGAAAUUCCUGCUUACUUGGGCUCUGUAUCUCAAAGUGAUUGAUGUAAACAACCCUUUUGCUUAGCUUUCAGCACCAUGGACUGCAGUACAUUUUACAGUACGCAUAUAAUCAUCCAGAAUCCCCACAGAACAAUCCCAUCUCUUUAAGCAUAAAAGUGAUUGUGUUAAAUUCUAUUUUGAACUAUUAUAUAAUUAAAACUUUUUAAUUUACUUGAUUGUACUGUUUAUUUCUGUUGUUUUCUUCACAAACCUCUACAGGGGACCAAAGCAGUAAGCAGCAAGCGAAGACAGACUAAACUCUCUAUGAAAAUCACAUUCAUUAAUGACUUCUCUGCAGUGGCCGGCACUGGCUCUACAGUGGGGUUGGGUGUGAUAAUAACUCACGACUUCUGACUCCUACUCAGUAAACACAAGUCGCAAUGUAUCUUCCGCUCAGUGCGACCUGGAAGUGAGAGGAGGCUUCUGCAAAUGAAGAGACAGAUGUACACUGGGUUAA
Messenger RNA from Sphaeramia orbicularis (orbiculate cardinalfish), 3998 nucleotides. It is a transcript of the gene lrrn2, whose product is annotated as leucine rich repeat neuronal 2. The transcript is spliced from 3 exons. The record is from RefSeq and is a predicted model, not a curated record. NCBI's taxonomy places the organism in Eukaryota, Metazoa, Chordata, Actinopteri, Kurtiformes, Apogonidae. Gene Ontology annotation, molecular function: protein binding. The coding region runs from base 655 to 3006 and encodes 783 amino acids.